This is a messenger RNA of Zychaea mexicana, 2256 nucleotides long. RefSeq names its product beta-glucosidase-related glycosidase. The record is from RefSeq and is a predicted model, not a curated record. Gene Ontology annotation, biological process: glucan catabolic process. The transcript is spliced from 9 exons. Lineage: Eukaryota; Fungi; Mucoromycota; Mucoromycetes; Mucorales; Lichtheimiaceae. Gene Ontology annotation, molecular function: beta-glucosidase activity. The annotation marks the transcript as partial.
CCUGUCUACUUGGAUCCACGUGCAGAUAUUGAAGACCGUGUCGAAGAUCUUUUGGGACGUAUGACUUUGGAAGAAAAGAUGUAUCAAUUAAUGCAAGGCAACAUCGAAAACAUGAUUGACUCUGAUAUGCAGCUCAAUGCAACUACACUCAGGCCGUGGGGAACCACUUUUGCUGCAAAUAUCGCCCGUGAGCCAUUGGUCCGCUUGGUCAAUGAAACCCAAUCAUGGAUGAUCAACGAUAAUCGUCUUGGUAUCCCAACGAUCAUGCAGUCAGAAGGUGUCCAUGGAUAUAUCGAUAUAAAUGCUACCAUCUUUGCAACGGGCAUGGGAAUGGCUUGCUCGUUCAAUACCGAACUCAUGCACAAGGUGGGCGAUAUCGUAGGCACCGAAGCCGCAGGCAUCGGUAUCCACAACAUCUUUGCCCCUGUACUUGAUCUUGCAAGAGAACCUCGCUUUGGAAGAAUUGAAGAAGGCUAUGGUGAAGACACACAUUUGACCGGUGAAAUGGGCAAAGCCUAUGUCGAAGGUUUGCAAGGCGAGCCACGUCCUGGUACACCUAAAACUGCAAAGCACCGCAUUGCCGCAAUGGUGAAGCAUUUUGUUGGUUUCGGCCCAUCUAUGGGUGGUCUUAACCUUGCCCCUGUUGUCGGUGGUGAACGAGACAUGCGAACCAUCUAUCUUCCCUCCUUCAAGCGAGCCAUCAUGGAUGGUGGAGCAUUAUCUAUCAUGACCGCUUACCAUGCAUACGAUGGUAUCCCCUCAGCGAUCGACAAACAUCUUAACACUGAGGUCUUGCGUGACGAAUGGGGCUUCAGCGGUUUUGUUUCGUCUGACUCUGGAGCUAUUGCCAAUUUGUGUGAUUUGCACUUUGUCUGCGACGGUUCCAUCCUUGAUCCUCAAGCCGCCAUUCUUGCACUGAAUGCCGGUAACGAUAUUGAGAUGGGUGGUCGACCUAUGCAUUUUCAAAACAUCGUUGAGCAAGUGGAGAAGGGCAACCUCAAUAUUGAUGUCGUCGAUGAAUCCGUCCGCCGCACCUUGCGUGUCAAGUUCUUGCUCGGCUUGUUUGAAGUUCCCUAUGGUUCGGCCGACUACGCUGACAACAUUCAUACUGAUGAGCAUGUUGAUAUUGCCCAACAAAUGGAUGAAGAAUCGAUUGUCCUUCUCGAGAACGAUGGUACACUUCCACUUGAAGAAGACUCCCUCGAUUCGGUUGCCAUCAUUGGUCCUCAAGCUGCUGUCAUGCAAUACGGUGUCUAUGUUCCUCACGGCGUUUUCGAGCGCGGUGUGACUCCUUUGGACGGUAUCAACAGCCUUGUCGGCGAUAAGGUCGAAGUCAACUAUGCUGAAGGUUGCAAACUCUGGUCACUUGAUGAAAGCGGCUUUGAAGAGGCCGUGGAAGCUGCAGAGAAAUCUGAUGUCGCUGUCGUAAUGGUCGGCACAUGGACCCGCGAUCAACUUGAGCUCUGGCAAGGCUUCAAUGCCACAACUGGUGAACACGUCGAUCAGAAUGACUUGGGUCUUGUCGGCGCUCAAAUGAACCUUGUCAAAGCCAUCCAAGCAACUGGAAAACCUACUGUCGUCGUCUUCAUAACUGGUAAACCCACAGCUGAGCCAUGGAUCAAAGAAAAUGUCAAUGCGAUUGUCAACGCCUUCUACCUCGGAGAAACUGGCGGCACUGCUCUUGCCAAUGUUCUAUUUGGAAAGGUUAACCCAAGUGGUAAACUCUCUGUUUCAUUCCCAACUUACGUCGGAAGCUUGCCUGCCUACUACAACUUCCCCAAGAGUGGCCGACCUAUCAACCCUGGCAUGAUCCAUGAGAACGGUACCAUGCAAUUUGGCUGGCAAUACACUUUGGGCACACCUGAGCCACUCUGGUACUUUGGUCACGGUAAAUCAUAUACUACCUUUGAAUACAAGAGCAUGGAGCUAUCCAAGUCCAAGAUUCGUCAGAACGAAAAGAAAGACAUCAUUGUUACUGUUGAGAACACUGGCGACCGUGACGGAAAGGAAAUCGUUCAGGUUUAUGUCGACGAUGUGAUUGCAACUGUCGUUGUGCCAAACAAGUCCCUUCGCGGCUUUGCCAAGGUUGAUAUCCCCGCUGGUGAAACAAGAACAGUCGAUAUACCCAUUAGACUUGAAGAAUUGGAAGUCUGGACCAUGGAAAACAAAUUUGUUCUUGAGAAGGGCGACUUUGUUCUGUAUGUUGGUGGAAGCUAUGCUGAGCCUAGCUUGAAUGCGACAUUGACUGUUGUCUAA